AUGUCUUCGUCAACGCCAACGCCGCUGCCAAUCAUCACCACCGCACCGCUGACCACCGCCGGUUCCCCACCGCCGCCGGCCACGGUCAUCGUCACCACCGCUGGUUCCCCCACGCCGCCGGCCCCGAUCACCUCCGCUGCGCCGACAACCGCCGUUUUCACGCCGGAAGAAGCCACCAGCAUCUUGCGGGAUCUCGUGACGGCCGUCCGGGGCAUCCAUCUGUACCUGGCCGGGCCGCCCGCACCUCCGCUGGCUGCGACUACCGCCGCCUACGGCCACCCCGCGCUGCCGUGGCCGUCCCAGGGCACGCCUGUAAUGGGCGGGCCACCGUUGCCGCCGUUCCAGGCGGGGCACCCCAGCAGGCCGCCUCCGCCGCUGCUGCACCUGCCCUGGUACUCGUGGCCCGCGCCGGUUCUCGCGGCGCCAUCCACGCCCGCCCCAGCGCCGCAGUGGCCGCACUGGCCCGCGCCGGACCAGCUCCCGCCGCCGCCGCCUAGCUCCGAACUAGGCCAAUCCACACUGGGAGGCCUCCUGAUCCAGCAGGUCCAGUUUCCGCCGUCACCGUCCCAGAUCCCGGCCUGGCUAACCGGGGCGUCCCCGCCGCCAGUUUACACGGAGGCCGGGGACCCACCGGUACCCACGCUGCAGUCUGGGGCCUCGUCCGGCUCCGCGGGGGCCUAUGACGGUCUCCCCACCGUUGACCGGGCGCCGUCAUCAUCACUGCUCUGCACCGCCGAGCCGGUCGGCCAUGGCGCGCCGACCCAGACGCCGCCACGGUUCGCCAAGAUCGACUUCGCCACUUAUGACGGCACGGAGGACCCACUUAACUGGCUCAACCAGUGUGAGCAGUUUUUCCGUGGACAGCGCACGCUCACGUCGGAGCACACUUGGCUGGCAUCCUACCACCUCCACGAUGCAGCCCAGACCUGGUACUACGCCCUCGAGCAGGACGAGGGAAGCAUGCCCCCUUGGGAGCGCUUCCGCGAGCUCUGCCUCCUUCGUUUUGGGCCCCGAUCUGCGGGAGCCGCCUGGCGGAGCUAG
Aegilops tauschii subsp. strangulata is the source of this 1041-nucleotide messenger RNA. Lineage: Eukaryota; Viridiplantae; Streptophyta; Magnoliopsida; Poales; Poaceae. The record is from RefSeq and is a predicted model, not a curated record.